Molecule: messenger RNA, 2944 nt
Organism: Botrytis cinerea B05.10
Lineage: Eukaryota; Fungi; Ascomycota; Leotiomycetes; Helotiales; Sclerotiniaceae
Exons: 3
Coding region: 619-2253 (544 amino acids)
Biological process (GO): transmembrane transport
Molecular function (GO): transmembrane transporter activity
Source: RefSeq, a predicted model, not a curated record
GACGGGUGAUGGGUGAUGGGUGAUGGGAGCAAUUGAGCGUGAGAGCGAGGGUGCGGCUCUUUCCUUUCCAAGUGAAUUUUCUGAUUGGUCAAAACGGGGAGGAGCAACAGAACACGAUGGGAGGAACAUUAUCGUCCCUUCUCUGUAUGAUCUCGGCACGGAACAUUCAAGAAGAAAAGGCACAAGCACCCGAGGGUCCGAGAGCAGUUGUCGGUCUUCUGUUUGGUGGAUGGGCGAUAUUUGGAAGAAAUGGAAUGGGACGGAUAUCAACCCUUUCUUCACUCUCGUAUGACUACAAUACUGUACUGUGCGCACUUCUUCUAUAUCAAACUCCUUCACUCUCACCUUCGCCUUCAACUUCACAACAUUGAUUGUUUUUGGUCAAAUUGGUCAAAUCAAUUCUGUCAAUUUAAAACGUAAAAACAAAAUAAUCUUCUCUUCUCUGCGUCUUACCCCCUCUUCUUCCUUCAAUUGUCAAACCUUCUACCCUCAAACCUGAACCUUUGGAGUUUGCAUUCGAUCUUUAUUGAGAUCGCAAACUCAACCGCCCUUUCCAAUACCUUCUUCGAAUAAAUACGCAAGCCAUUCGAAAAGGAUCCCGAUAGUCAAGUCUUCACCAUGACCGACCAUUCACAACAACAGUCCGCCAUCUCCAAUUCUUCCUACUAUAGCACGGCAACUGCCAAGCCAAUUCCUGCACCUCCAUCGGUUUCCAGCGCUCCGCCAGGAUGGCUCUACAAACGUAUUCGCGUUGGUAAAUACCGUCUCCCGUAUUACGCGUCGCCACAAAUUCAACUGGUCUUGGUUGCACUCGUAUGCUUCCUCUGUGUUGGCAUGUAUAACGCGCUCAGUGGUCUUGGUGGCGGUGGUCAAAUUUCUGCAAAGCCGGCGGAUAAUGCGAACUCGGCGCUUUAUUCUACCUUUUCGGUCGUCGGUUUCUUUGCAGGCACUUUUGCAAACCGUCUCGGAAUCAGACUCACUUUAGGUUUGGGAGGAUUGGGCUAUUGUGUCUAUGCUUCAAGCUAUCUAUGCUAUAGUCAUACUCAAAAUACUGGCUAUGUCAUCUUCGCAGGCGCGUUACUUGGUGUUUGUGCCGGUCUUCUCUGGACAGCUCAAGGUGCCAUUAUGAUGUCUUAUCCACCGGAGGAAUCGAAAGGAAAAUACAUCUCCUGGUUCUGGUCCAUCUUCAAUCUUGGAGGUGUCUUUGGUGCUUUGAUCCCACUUGCCUUGAAUAUCAACGACACUUCAAAUCAUGUUGUGAGCGAUGGUACAUACAUUGGUUUCAUCAUUCUCAUGUUCAUCGGUGCACUCAGCGCGUUAUGCCUAUGCGAUGCGCAUAAAGUUCGACGUGCCGAUGGAUCUCAUGUCAUUCUUAUGAAGAAUCCAACUUGGAACACCGAAAUCUGGGGACUUUGGUACACACUUAGGAAUAAUGUCUAUGUCUUCCUCCUGUUUCCAAUGUUCUUUGCGUCCAAUUGGUUUUACACAUAUCAAUUCAAUGGUGUCAACGGCUCACAUUUCAAUACACGAACUCGAGCGCUUAACAAUAUUUUAUAUUGGUUCGCACAAAUCAUCGGUGCUUUCUUGUCUGGCUAUGCCUUGGAUAUUCAAAGAUUCAAGAGAACUACUAGAGCUAGAGCCGGUUUGAUUGUAUUGAUCAUCCUGACUGCCGCUAUUUGGGGUGCAGGUUACGGUUUUCAAUCUAGUGUUCCUGAUCGUGAUGUUACUGGUAAACUUGAUUACGAGGGCAAGAUGGAUUGGACAAGUGAGGGUUAUGCUGAGGGAUUGGUGUUGUAUAUUGCCUAUGGAUUUUAUGAUGCUGUCUGGCAAUUAUCGGUUUACUGGUUCAUGGGUGCACUUUCCAAUUCCGGUAGAAAGACAGCAAAUUUCGCUGGUUUCUAUAAGGGUAUUCAGUCCGCUGGUGCUGCUAUUGCUUGGCGUAUCGAUGCAAUGGAAUAUCCAUACCUUACUCAAUUCGCCAUUACAUGGAGUCUUCUUGCUGGUUCUCUUGUUGUUGCAGCACCUGUCAUCUUCUUGAACAUCAAAGAAGCUACAUCAAUCGAUGAUGAUCUUAUUGAUACUGAUCUUAACUAUGCGGACAUUAUGCCUCAAGCUAUUCUUCUUGAUGAAGAUAAGCAUUAUAAUGGUGGUCAUAGCAGUUCAACAGACACACGUCGUCCAUUUAAUCCCACUCGGGAUGACAUGGAACUUCCUCAUCUUCGCCAUGAGAAGAAUUCCGAAGAUAUGGCUUAGACCGGCCACAGAAUCCAAGAGUAGGCUGUUACUGUUAGAAAAGUCUAUCCUCUCUUGGACCUGACUGGUUUCUUUUCUCUUAUUUACGAUUCCGAUGAUUAUUUACGCGUGGAAGGAUGGAGAGGUUGAAGGUUGUACUUUAUUUUCGUUUUUUCUCAUCACACAACAGUUGUUACAAACAACUGAUGGUGCAUGAGUACCGAGUAUUUGCUUGAGAUAGUAUUUUCGAUCUUGAUUUCGAUGCGGACUGUUUAUGGAUGUGCGAAAUGGAUGUGGGAUGCGAGUUUACAAAUAAGCAAAUUACGAAUGAAGGAUCAAUGUUUUAUCAGAAUGGAUGGUUGAGAUUUUUGCGGUUGAGAAUUGAUUGUAUGAAUGGGGCGAUGGUUAGGUGGUGGUUGUAUGGCAUGGCUAGGAUUGAAAGCAUAUGGUUGUGGUACUGAUUCUUCAAAUGGAUUCAAAACUUGAAGUGGAUACUUUAUACUUUUAAUUUUAGAAGUACCACUGAUAGGUUUGAUUGAAAUUUUUGAGUUUCGAACUUUUUUUUUAGAUACUGGAUGCAUGAUGCUUGUUGCUUCAUACAAUAUGCCUCUUAGAGCAUGCUAUUGUUGCAGAAUAAGUAGAUACUCUGGGUAGUGGUAGUGAUGGUAGUAGUGGUGGUGGAUUAGAUAGUCAAUUUAUGCGUGGCUUUUUA